AAGUGCAAGGGCUCUUCAGAAACGAUUGUAUAUUGUACCAAAAAAACAUAACAAAGCGUAAGAGCUGAAAAUGGUUGAAUCAAAGAUUCUUUCCAGAAAGAUGAUCAAGCCCUUCUCCCCCACCCCAUCUUCCCUUAGUCGUCACAAUCUUUCUUUCAUUGAUCAGAUAGCCACUUGUGCAUACUCUCCAGUUGUCGCCUUCUACUCCAAACCUACAAAUAACACAAGCCAGAUUCUUGAAAACUCCCUUUCAAAAGUAUUGUCCACUUAUUAUCCCUUUGCGGGAAGAAUGAUGGAUAAUUAUGAAUAUGUUGAUUGCAAUGACACAGGUGCUGAGCUUCUCAAUGUCCGAAUCAGUUGUCCGAUGUCUGAAAUUCUCAACCACACCUACAAUGAUGUUAGUGAUGUUGUCUUCCCACAAGAUUUGCCUUGGAGUAGUAGUUACUCAAACGGAAGUCUAUUGGUGGUACAAUUAAGCCAUUUCGAUUGUGGUGGAAUAGCAAUCAGUGUAUGCCUAUCACACAAGAUUGCUGAUGGAUAUAGUCUCUUGAAAUUCCUCAAGGAUUGGGCUGCUACAACUCGACAUGACUUGGAUUUCAAACCAUCUGCUCAAUUUGAUGCACAUUCUUUCUUCCCACCAGUGGCAAUGAAUGAUCUUCCCGCGGUUAUGCCUGAUAUUCUACGUGAACCUCAACAACGCGUGUCAAGAAUCUACCAUUUCUCAUCCUCUAGUUUGGACACACUCAAGGAUAUUGUUGCAAUGAACUCACAUGUGCUGAAUCCAACUCGAGUUGAAGUUGCCACAGCACUGCUUCAUAAAUGUGGAGCGGCAGUAUCAAUGGCGAAUUUCAGCGUGUUUCAACCAUCUUUAUUGUUACAUAUAAUGAAUUUUCGCCCCCCAUUGCCCCAAAAUACCAUUGGAAACGCUUGUUUUUUCUUUGGCUCGAUAGCAGCGACGGAAGAUGAGAUACAAUUGCCCCACUUCGUUGCUCAACUACGUAAGGCUAAGCAAUAUCUUCAAGACAAGUCGAAGGAUCCACAUCAGCUAGCCUCACAUUUACUUGAAAAAGUCAAAGAGCAAGCAAACAAAUCAGGGGAGAAUAAAUUUGAUUUGUAUAUGUGCAGCAGCUUGUGCAAUUUAGGAGUAUAUAAGAUUGAUUUUGGAUGGGGUGAGCCCAUAAGAGUGACACUUGCAAGAAAUCCAAUGAAGAACAACUUCAUUUUCUUGGAUCCCCCAAAUGGAGACGGGAUAAAUGUGCUAAUCACUUUAACAGAAGCUGAUAUGUUAACAUUUCAGAGUAACAAAGAGCUCCUAGAGUUUGCUUCUCCACUAGUUUAGUAACUCAAUAAGUCUAGUGCCAUAUUUUCUAUAUGUGUGAUCUUCAUACAGUAACUGUGUUUUUAUUUUUCUUGUAUUUUGGGAAAUUUGUGCAAUUGUUCAAAUUAUCGUUUCAAUUCAUUUGUCGUUAUCAA
This is a messenger RNA of Nicotiana attenuata, 1473 nucleotides long. Its product is annotated as acylsugar acyltransferase 3-like. NCBI's taxonomy places the organism in Eukaryota, Viridiplantae, Streptophyta, Magnoliopsida, Solanales, Solanaceae. The record is from RefSeq and is a predicted model, not a curated record. The coding region runs from base 71 to 1339 and encodes 422 amino acids. The transcript has a single exon.